Messenger RNA from Phytophthora sojae, 4512 nucleotides. RefSeq lists its product as hypothetical. Gene Ontology annotation, biological process: calcium ion transmembrane transport. The transcript has 7 exons. Gene Ontology annotation, cellular component: plasma membrane; voltage-gated calcium channel complex; voltage-gated sodium channel complex. Gene Ontology annotation, molecular function: voltage-gated sodium channel activity; voltage-gated calcium channel activity. NCBI's taxonomy places the organism in Eukaryota, Oomycota, Peronosporomycetes, Peronosporales, Peronosporaceae. The coding region runs from base 1 to 4512 and encodes 1503 amino acids. The record is from RefSeq and is a predicted model, not a curated record.
AUGGCAGACUACUCCAACAGCAUUUUUACUGCGCUAUUCACAUUCGAGUGCUUGCUUAAAAUUGUGGCGAUGGGUCUAAUUGGCGACCGCGGAGCGUAUCUCAUGGACCCGUGGAAUUGGAUCGACUUCACAGUGGUGGUAGUGGGGCUGAUUGCAGCUUUACCGAGUAUCCCAGCUACAGCAGGUAUGCGCGCGUUGCUUGUACUUCGUCCGCUACGAUUUUUCAACGCUGUACCAGGCAUAAAAAAGCUCGUGACAGCACUGCUCAAGUCCAUCCCAGAGCUUCUUACAGUCGUAGCCUUUCUUUCGUUUCUCUUCUUCUUUUACGGAGUUAUCGGAGUACAACUUUACAGUGGAGCGAUGCACUCACGCUGCCGCCUGUCGCCACAUCCGCUAGCUCUCGACCCGAACAUCUCGCUCAAGGAACUACCAGCCUAUCAGGAACAGGUUGUGGCUGCACCUGAGCUUUUCAGGUGUCUUGACGAAGAUUCAUUACCGCUCCAAGCAGAAAUGAACUCUUGGACUCAUGAUUCUUCACCAUGGAAAACGCCGCGGGUUUGCUUCUGGCCCGUUUCCAGUGAUGGCUCCGCAGAGCUGUGCAAUCUCAAUGAUGAACAAGCCUGUCCCAUCGGCCAGACGUGUGGAUCAGACUACGAUCGCAAUGGCAACUUUCGCUUUACCCACCCAGACUACCAGAUACGCGCGAAAUUGGAGUUGGGAGUGACGUACGAUUCUGAUCUGGACUUUGGCAUACUUGGUUUCGAUCAUAUUGGACAAACGGCCAUGGUGCUUUUCAUCUGUAUGCCGCGCGAGGGAUGGACUGACGUUAUGUAUAUGCUUCAAGACGCUGGGUAUACCACUUCCGUGGCCAUUUACUUGGUGUCUUUCGUGUUAGUGAGUUCAUACUUUAUGUUGAAUCUAGCGCUUGCCGUUAUCUGGGAAAACUUCUCGGAUGCAUCGCUGGUUGAGGCCGAAGAGCGAAAGCUCCAGCGCGAGAUCGCCGCGUCAAUGCCGCCGUCACCGACAACCAAGGGGAAACCUUCUGUGGUGCGCACUACUCGAGAAUUCGUCAGACAUGCACUCGAUCAUUGGGUCUUUAGCGCUGCUGUGACAGCGCUAAUCCUACUGAACACUGUAUUACUUUCCCUCGACCAGUACCCCGUUGAUGAUGAGCUGGCAUCAAUUGUCGAUGUGAUUAAUUUCGUAUUGACGCAAAUUUUCUUGUUGGAAGCGCUGCUUAAGAUUUUCGGGCUGGGUUAUCAACGGUGGUCUGAGGACCGCUACAAUUUGUUUGAUGCUUUAGUUGUGAUGCUGGGGAUCAUCGAGGCCACUGUAUCACCUCCUCAGUUUUUGUCGGGUUCAACGCAUGCCAAGUCGCAAUCCUUUGCUGGCCUGCGCUCCAUGCGUAUUUUUCGGUUGUUCAAGCUGGCAAGAUCUUGGCCAUCUUUGCAGAAACUUAUUCGUUUGAUCGCGAACGCGGUGAGCGAAGUUGGCAAUUUUAGUGUAUUCCUGCUGCUCUUCAUGUAUGUGUACGCUCUUCUGGGCAUGCAGAUUUUUGGCAACCGCUUUCGCUUCGACUCCAAUGGAAUACCGUUAACCUCGCCUGCAGCCGACACUGAUGGUGAGGAAUACGUCCCUCGUGCCAACUUCGAUUCAUUACUUUGGUCUGGUGUCACAGUAUUCCAGGUAUUGACGGGUGAAAACUGGAACAAUGUGCUAUUCGACGGCUGGCGUACAACUGGCACGACCGCCUUAUUUUACUUCAUAUCGCUCGUGGUAUUCGGGAAUUUUAUCGUACUCAACUUGUUUCUAGCAAUCCUACUGAGCCAUUUCGAAGACGCUGAAGAAGCUAGUCAAGAGGCAAAUAUUAUCGAGGCCAAGGAGGCGCUGCGCACUAAAUCUCGUGUCACACCUAUGAUGACGUCCACCUCAUUGCAACCAGCAGAUAACGCGCGAGCGGGAACUCGCAGACGUCAAUCUCUGUACACUUUCGGCCCGUACAACCCGCUCCGGCGCUUCGCGUGGAAUAUUAUCUCGCACCCUCGCUUUGAUAGCGCUAUCCUUGGGUUCGUGAUUGCCAGCACGGCGUGUGUGGCACUCGAUAACCCUCUUUCUGCCCCUGAAAGUACUUUUGUCGUGGUGGUGGGUUAUGUGGACUCCGUAUUUGCAGCAAUCUUCGUGCUUGAGGUGGUUAUGAAAAUUAUCGCACAAGGGCUCUGCUUGCACCCGAACGCGUACUUGCGCAAUGGCUGGAAUGUUAUGGACUUCGUUAUCACGGCUGUAGCAAUCCCAGGUCUCCAGUUUUUUUCGAGUGGUACGAGCUCCCAGCAAUUGAAGUUCAUCUCAAGCUUGCGAACUUUUCGUGCGCUGCGUCCCCUACGCAUGAUCCAUAGAAACCCCGGAUUGAAGCUCGUCGUCAGCUCAUUGGUGUCUGCCAUCCCACAGAUGCUGAACGUGGGCAUGGUGUGUCUACUUCUUCUCUUGAUUUUUAGCAUCAUUGCGGUUAACAACCUGAAAGGACGAUUCUUUGCUUGCAGUGGCGAUGUUUUCGACGCUCUUACGACUGCCCAACAGGCGUUAAUCAUGAGCCCACGCGCGUGGGAUAACCUCUUAGCUGAAGAGAAAUUAUGGUUCAAUGAUACUGCUGCGGCACUUUAUGCUAGUGCUUCUGCUUUGGCAGCAACCACUACUGAAGACGUCCACGGUGUGGACGGAAUCACGUCACGAAUGGUCUGUGGCUAUUUGAACGCGUCGUGGCAGCGCACGAUCCCGCAGAACUUUGACAAUGUUUUGUAUGCACUCCUCGCGUUCUAUGAAAUCAGCACCACAGAGGGAUGGAUCACGCUCAUGCUUGCAGGUGUCGAUGCUACGGAUGUGGAUAUGCAACCCAUUGCUAACCACCACGAAAGUUGGACGUUAUUCUUUAUUGCGUUCAUUUUUCUUGGCUCAUUCUUCUUCAUCCAGCUCUUCAUUGGCGUUGUGAUUGAAAACUUUAAUCGGAUGAAGGAAACCUUGGAUGGUACACGAUUGCUAUCAUGUUCACAGCGAGAAUGGUUACUGAUCAACCAAGCGGUACUCAAGUUGCGGCCGAAACGCAAGAUACGAUCUCCACGAGGUGCUUUUCGUCUGUAUUGUUUUCGCUUGGCGCGAAGCCCAAUGCUGGAGACCGUAACGAUGGGAGCCAUCAUGCUGAAUACGUUCUUCAUGGGUCUUACGUACUUCGGCGAGGAAGACCUAUACUCGCGCAUCAUUGAGUAUGCCAAUGUGUUCUUCACUUUGCUCUUCGCACUUGAGGCGGCAAUCAAAAUCGCAGGAUUGGGGCACUAUUACUGGAAGGAUUCCUGGAAUAUCUUCGACUUUAUAGUGGUUGUUGGCUCUUGUUUCGGUAUGAUCUACACGUGGGUAGGAGGUGAUGCAGUGGGGUCAAGCGCUGCCAUGAUCCGCGGCGUUCGAGUUUUGAGGCUCAUUCGGCUCAUUCAAACAGCUCCAUCACUGCGGCAGCUUGUCAAUACCCUGCUGUUUACGUUGCCAUCCCUCAUCAACAUCGGUGGUUUUCUACUUCUCGUGUUCUUCAUUUAUGCUGCGGUGGGGGUUCAGCUAUUCGCCAAAGUCAAGCUGGGCGAUCUACUCACUCCGUUUGCCAACUUCCAGAGCAUUUCUACAGCCAUGAUUACACUGAUUCGCUGCGCGACAGGCGAGAGGUGGAACGACCUUAUGCACGAGCUCGCUGAGAGUGACAACUGCAUAGAUGACCCAUAUUACGACCCGAAUAUGUGUGGGUUUGCGAACUUUGAGGGUUGCAUACCGCUAGACGGCUGUGGCUCUCCCAUCGCAUAUCUGUACUUCUGCAGCUUCACGAUGCUGAUCACGUACAUUCUCCUCAACAUCUUUAUCGCUGUCAUCCUCGAGGGCUUCGCCAACGAGAAAGACCAAGCCAAUGGAGUAUUACUACCCCAACAUUACGAAAACUUUGUCGAGACCUGGUCGAUUCUUGACCCCGAAGCCACAGGAAUGAUCGAAUGGCACCUUCUCCCCAAGCUCAUCCAGCAACUUGACGAACCUCUUGGCUAUGGCUGCCACGAUAACGAAGUCUCGGUGAAGGAGGUCACAGCCUUUAUCGAGUUUCUGGACAUCGGAGUCUACAACGGCAACCGCGUGUUCUUCAACGACGUUGUGCGCAAACUCGGCAAGUUCGUGCUGGACAUUGUCAAUGAAGCGCCUGUACCCGACUUGCCGAGCACUAUUGCAGUCAGCCAGAAGUGGCGCCUGCUCCUGAAGGGCGGCAAGAUGCGCAAGCAGGAGCGGUACCAGGUGAAGCAUCUGCACGCUUCCGUUCUGCUACACGACGCCGUGCGCUCGCUCAUCUUUCGCGACGAGCUCCGCGCGCGCGUGCAGAAGUUCACGGAGCUGACCAAAGACGUCCUGGGCUCACAGCCGAAACACGACGUGCCAGCGAGCCGAAGGAGCAGCAUUGCGCUGCCCAGUUACGCCGAGGAGGAGGAAUCGCGCUAG